Molecule: messenger RNA, 2037 nt
Organism: Musca domestica (house fly)
Lineage: Eukaryota; Metazoa; Arthropoda; Insecta; Diptera; Muscidae
Exons: 2
Coding region: 780-1826 (348 amino acids)
Source: RefSeq, a predicted model, not a curated record
AUUGGAUCGUCGAUUUUCGAUGUUGUCCCUUACUUAUGACAUACCAAUUGUUUUUGUUGUUCUUACAAUUAGCGUUUGUAUAAAUAGUGUUCGGCAAAAUGAUUUAACAACGAAUCGAAUUUGAUGUUUGGGAAUUGUUUAUUGUAUUUGAAUAUUUGUUUACUCUAGAGACCGAAAACAAUCGCCACAUGAGCAUUCUCGCGUAGUGAACUAAUCAACACAGACGAAAAUAUUUUGUAUUUUAGUUCCGAAAAUCUUCGUGCGAGAGCUCUUAAACCACUGGGUAGUGAAGGUAAGAUGUGUUGGUUGUUUUGGUUCAAAGGUUGGCAAGACAGCAACAAAUUAACUCAGAUGAAAUUUCAAUUUAAUUUAAAUCACCACAAACAUGUUUUAAAGCUUGUCGUGUUUUUGCUACACCAUAACGAAUCUCGAUUUUUUUGAAAUCGCAUUCCCAAUGAUAUGCUGCAUGGGUUUGGUAUGCAAAUAUCAACACUUGCUCACAUAGUUCCAAUAUAAAGGGUGUCCCGACAAGAACGCGAUUUUUUAUGGAGGGUAUAUUAACUUUGUCAUUCGUUUGUAACUCCUCGAAAUAUUCAUUAUAGACCCUACAAAGUAUAUAUAUUCUGGAUCAGCGUAAACUUCUAAGACGAUCUAGCGAUGUCAGUCUGCCUGUCUGUUGUAAUCACGCUAUCUUUCCAAUGAAUUGAUAUAGAAGACUAAGAGCCUGUUCCACGAUCUCGAAAGAAACUUUGUGCGAACGAAGGCUACUUCGUAAAAGAAUGUGUUCCACUAACUUUCGUUCUUUCUUUCGCAUAGCUUUACGUGAUUCAGUGUUGCUAAAUAUUUUUUGGAAAAAGACGAAACCUGUGAUAUUGACAAAGUAUGUAGACGAUUUAUUUAUGAUUGUUGGGGAAAAUGCAAUACAAGAAACAUUGACGACUUUCAAUAAUUUCAACAAAAAUAUUAAAUUUACCAUUGAAAAGGAGCAUAAUGGUUCCAUCCCAUAUCUGGACACACUUGUAAUGAGAAAGGACAAUAAAAUAGAAAUGAACUGGUAUCAAAAACCGACGGCAUCGAGUCGCAUAUUAAAUUUCCACUCGAAACAUCCAAAACAAAUGAUUAUUAACACAGGUAGAAAUCUUAUAAACAGAAUAUUGAAUAUUAGCGACCAUAAAUUCCACGAAACUAAUAAAAACAAAAUACGAAAAAUACUGUCCAAAAACUGUUUUCCAAAAUUAUUAAUUGAAAAAUUAAUAAAUGAAUAUAAUAUACCGAAAUCUAAGGACAAAUCUCAAGAAAAAUAUUACAAAUCAAUGAUUUAUAUUCCUGGAUUAUCUGAGAGAUUCCAAAAUUCCGAUUUAUAUGACAAGGAUAAACUGCAAAUAGCAACACGGACAAACAAUACACUAAAAAGUUUAUUUACUAAUACCAAAAGUAGAAUUCCGUUAAGUGAGAGACACAAUGUAAUAUAUAGCAUUGAAUGUGAUGGAACAACAGACGAAAAAUGUGGAAAAAUAUAUGUUGGUACCACAAAAAACAAAUUAAAAACUAGAAUAUCGGGACAUAAAUCAGACAUUAAAUUAAGGAGCCAAAACAAUAUUCAAAAAACAGCACUUGCGGAACACUGUAAACUUAACAACCACAUACCAAACUUUGACAAAAUACGAGUAUUACAGGCGGAGAAUAACUACAACAGAAGGUUAACAUUGGAGAUGCUGCAUAUAAAUAACAUACCAACAAACAAAAAGAUCAAUUACAAAAGCGACACCGAUAAUGCAGCUUAUUGUUAUCGACACUUGACAAAGAAGAGAUCGUGCAAUACGUAGAAAUAAUCAGUGCAAUAAUAACACCAGACAAUGGUAGUAAAAACUACAUUAGCUGUUAAGUAAAUCUGACUAUUUUAUGUAAAUAUUGCCCCUGAAGAUGCAAUUUGAUAAUUGCGAAAUAUUGGGAACAUAUUAUUGUAAUCAAUAAAAUAAAUCCGAAAAUGGCCUAAAGCUCGAAAAAAUCUUAUUAUUUAUAAAUCAAAUAAAAAGG